CCUCAUUAGAUAUUUGACUGUCAAAAUGAGAAAUUUCUGGCGACUUUUUGGGGUUACAGUUUUAGCAAUAGUUCUGACAUUAUCUGAAGCUACUCCUCUUAAUUUCUCUGGCUUUGGAUCCAAAUCUGGCCAUGUAGAUGGAUCGGCUAAUUUCAGCUUUGAGGUAGCUGGGUCUGGUCAGGGACAGGGUCAAGGUUCGGCCACUGGCGGAAGUAGCAUGGUAAAAAGAGACCUCAACAAUCAUGUGCAUACUGCUAAUUGAAAUAUAAUUUUUUUAAAUUUCCAGCAACCAACUCGACCAGCUCAGGAUAAAUCAAAUCAUAAUUAUAUUCUGUAGUUCUUUUUCAAAUCAAAAGGAACAAACGAUUUAGCUUCAGAAAUAUAAAUAAGCAAUAAAUAGACCAGCUUUUUGUCAGAAAAAAUUUAAAAAAAAUUUGAUAGUUUUAUAAGUGAACAGAAAAACAACUAUAAAAGUUUAAAUAGAUAGUUUUAAAUACCUAUACAAAUAUAUUUAAAAAUAA
Messenger RNA from Ceutorhynchus assimilis (cabbage seed weevil), 521 nucleotides. NCBI's taxonomy places the organism in Eukaryota, Metazoa, Arthropoda, Insecta, Coleoptera, Curculionidae. The record is from the annotation of a GenBank genome assembly.